AUGCAUGAGGAUGAUAGGCAUGUGAAACAUUUCCAUUCAGACGGGAAGGAUGCCCUCAGCUAUACAAAGCCCUCACAAUCACUACACCAUCCUCAGCAAUUGCAUCACAAGAGAAGGAGCAAAUCCGGGUAUAUGCAGGCUUCAGUUGAGCAACUGCCUGUUCAAAGGUCUCCAAAGAACGUGGCUUCACAUGCUGUCGACCGCAUUGACCAUCGUCGCCAGUCUCGCUCCACAAAGGGCAGUCCACAUCCCUUCCAUGAACAGCGUGGUCAUCAUGGCCAGCCUUGGUCCUCGAAUGGCACUUCGUCCGCCUCUCCCAAGCAGCGCGGCCUUUUAAAGACAGGCUUCGUAGCCGACAGUGAUGCAUGCAGCGCAUUCUCGGAUGUUAACGACAGUGAGGACCAUGCUGGAACCACAGCAAUGGAACCCACCGCUGAUCCUCGGGCUCUUUCAAGUACGACUGCCACCAUACCCAUUUCGACUUCUACUCAGACGACCACAAGUCCCCAGCCAGCUGCGCUCGCCUCCACGGUGAACGCAUCAGGCUCAUCUGUUGCGAUUUCUAACCUGUUCCGCGAGUUCAAUGUCAAUGAAAAUGGCGCGUUAUUCAAGGCGAUGCAAAGACAGAAAGCUAAACAAAGCGUCGAGUCGCUUCCCGGCGGCGACCUUGUUCAAACGAACUCGAGGCCCCGGCCACACCCAUUCGCCCCUACGGUUAAUCAAUCAGUUACACAUCCUCAUUGCCCUUCGCAUGCAAGGACACAUUCUCAGGAGUCAGUGACUACGGUUCAUUGUCUACUUGGAUGCGCGUCUACGUUUAGCAACACUGCAGAACACCUCGAGCAUUUCACUUCAUUCAAGUGUCCCAAUACCAACAGCGGCGAGUUGCUCGUCUGUGAUUAUGAAGGAUGUGAUUAUACUUUCCCCGGCUCCCUCUCAUCCAUGCGAUACACACACUGGGAAACUCAUCACAUGAAAGAUGCAUGGUCGCGUAAUGGAUUCGCUGUCCAGUGGAAUGAUGCACAUCGCUCACACAAUGUCGAUCCCUUCAUCGGCCCAGAUGCACGUGCUUGCUACAACAUGCUAGUCCACAGUCCAGACGAUAUCCUUGAAGAUGUGGCGACGCCAGUUGACAACAUGUACGUACACUGCACAGGAGCUAGCGACGCGAAUUAUGAAGCGGGCGAGAAGCUCCAGCACAGCGACCGUGAGCCAGUGAUGCUACGUACACUGAGUCACCAAACUCAUUUUGUGCCUUGA
Molecule: messenger RNA, 1260 nt
Organism: Aureobasidium namibiae CBS 147.97
Lineage: Eukaryota; Fungi; Ascomycota; Dothideomycetes; Dothideales; Saccotheciaceae
Exons: 1
Coding region: 1-1260 (419 amino acids)
Source: RefSeq, a predicted model, not a curated record